AUGGAGCGGGGCGGCGCCGCCGCGCUCGCAUGCACCUUCCGCUCCUCCUCCCCCUCCCCCUCUCCGGUUUCCCACUGGCGGCCUCUCCUCCGCUCCCGCAUCCGUCCGUCCGCGACUGCCAGGCCUCCUCACUUCCUCCUGCCAACCACCGGCCGGCGCUGCAGCUACCACAGCCAGAAAAGGUUUCUAGACACAAGCAAGGGGCUUAAAAGGUACCCAUUGACUGUUUCCAGCCCGUUUGGACGUCCAGGGGUUAGUCUGAACGAUGGAGAUUUGGUGAAAGAUAAGCUCCUAAUUGAUUGUGGAGAUGAGCAAGAUUGUGUGCUUGAUGGGAUAGUUGCCUUGGGAAAGUUUGAUGCCCUUCACAUUGGCCAUCGGGAACUAGCAAUGCAUGCUUCUAAAUCAGGAAACCCGUUUCUUCUUUCUUUUGUGGGGAUGGCUGAAGUACUUGGCUGGGAGUAUAGACCUCCGAUAGUUGCUCAUUGUGAUCGGAAACGUGUCCUUUCUUCUUGGGCUACAUAUUGUAGAAAUGUGGUCCCUCUUGAAUAUCAAGUUGAGUUUUCAAAGGUCAGGUACCUAACUCCACACCAGUUUGUUGAGAAGUUAUCAACGGAUCUUAGAAUAAAAGGUGUCGUCGCAGGUGAAAACUACAGAUUCGGCUACAAAGCAUCUGGUGAUGCAGCUGAGUUAGUGAAACUAUGCGAGGAAUUCGGUUUAAGUGCAUUUAUUGUACGCUCUGUCAUGGACACAGCAAAAAGAUCUUAUAAUGGAGCAUCACCUGCUGUAAAUUCAAGUGAUAAAGGACAGGUGUCUUCCAGUCGUGUUCGCCAUGCUUUGUCGGUUGGUGACAUUGAAUAUGUCUCCAAAUUGCUUGGGAGAAAACACCGCCUUGUUCUAACAGUGAGCGAAUACAGCCCUCUCAAGGAACGGAAAAACAUUAUAGUCCCUAAAUCUUGCAUGUUGAACAUGCCACCAGCUGACGGUUUCUAUGAAAAUUGCGAGCUCUUCAAUGGAGGGUAUCUUGGACUAUGCAGGGUGGUCAUUAACACAGAAACCAUUGACAUCGAAAUGAAAGAUGAGAGCAGUUUGCCACCAAAUCCUUUUCAAGAAGAUCAACUACUAGGGAUUGAGUUUGGGUGAUGUGCAACUCCAUUCAUGAUCAGUGGCUGGUCAUAAUGUGCAUACCUCAGUCAAGUUUUGGACAGUUUGGGUUGAUGUCAAAGGUGGGGAAGUUUUUCCCUGGAUGGAACAUACAUAGAGGUAAUCAUCAGAUGUUCGUAUGCAACCUCAAUAGGUGCAUCAAUCUGAAGUCCAUUUCAGAGUUUCUUGCAAAAAAAUCUUCCAGAAGAUUGGAGAAUAGUGCAUGGUUAUACAAACAUGGAGACAAAAGUGACAUUUCUGUAUCUGGGUUGGCAAGUAAAGGGUUGACUGGCUUCUGGCGGCUGUAUGUAUGAAACUAAAGCAGGGACUACAACUAAAUUCAAAGUCUACGUCUAAGCAGAGGCUUUUUUUGCAACUUCUUAGUUCACUGUAGUUUGUACGUUUAUUGGUUAUUCAAUAGUUAACUCCUUUUGUAUUGCGUC
Molecule: messenger RNA, 1583 nt
Organism: Lolium rigidum
Lineage: Eukaryota; Viridiplantae; Streptophyta; Magnoliopsida; Poales; Poaceae
Product: FAD synthetase, chloroplastic-like
Exons: 5
Coding region: 1-1140 (379 amino acids)
Biological process (GO): riboflavin biosynthetic process; C-terminal protein methylation
Cellular component (GO): endoplasmic reticulum
Molecular function (GO): FMN adenylyltransferase activity; protein C-terminal S-isoprenylcysteine carboxyl O-methyltransferase activity
Source: RefSeq, a predicted model, not a curated record